Molecule: messenger RNA, 993 nt
Organism: Necator americanus (New World hookworm)
Lineage: Eukaryota; Metazoa; Nematoda; Chromadorea; Rhabditida; Ancylostomatidae
Exons: 10
Coding region: 1-993 (330 amino acids)
Source: RefSeq, a predicted model, not a curated record
AUGUUUACCGUACUAGUAGCAUUUAGUGGCAUACAUGAUUCACUUGUUCCAGGACAUUGCAUUAAACAGAUGACAGAAGAGUCAUCAUCUGUUACAUUAUUAUUAUUAUUAUCACUAUUAUUAUUAUUAUUAUUAUUAUUAUUAUUAUUAUUAUUAUUAUUAUUAUUAUUAUUAUUAUUAUUAUUAUUAUUAUUAUUAUUAUUAUUAUUAUUAUUAUUAUUAUUAUUAUUAUUAUUAUUAUUAUUAUUAUUAUUAUUAUUAUUAUUAUUAUUACCAUCGGGCGCCUCCCCUUGCACACGCCAAGCUAUGCUCGCUGUUGCACUCUGUGCCAUAGUAGUAGGAACAGCGUUCGCUCAAUUUCGAGGUUUUCAAGCAUGUGAUCCUUUACAGUAUCAGAGGUGUCAAGGUGUUUUCAACUAUGAACUGAAGAUUGAUCCUUCGCUUGGAAUACAAACAUAUCAACAACUUCGGGCAGCAAUAGAGAACAAAAUAGGUGUAGACAAAGCUCAAGGAAUGGCUGAUACAUGCAUGGCUUUUAAGUAUUACAAAACAUGUUACAAUAGCCGCGCUGACUACGCCAACUGUGCGAAUAAUCCUUUAGGACUACUCAUCGAUCAAAAUGGAACAGCAACAGGAAUCACAGAGGAUCAAGCGUUUGGAUACACAAAAAUUUUCAAUCAAUUCGAUUUUUCGUGUGGAGCUGGAUACGCUGAGUUCACAAAUAACGAUGAAUGUGCGUCGAGUGUUUUCCUUACUGGUAUUAACGAAAUGAGGACAUGUGACAACAAUUUUGCAGCUUCUGUUAAAGCGGACUCGAAUCCAAUGAAUACAUGCGCGUACGUAGAAAGGGCAAUGGAUUGCUAUAUGACAACAUUUAAAAAGCGUUGUUCACAAUAUCCCGAAGUGAUCUGGUGGGGAUGCAAUUACGAACGGAUUGGUACACAAACAAAUUAUCCACAAUGCAACCAGAUCUUCUGCACUUAUAACGAAUAA